Messenger RNA from Delphinapterus leucas (beluga whale), 1584 nucleotides. It is a transcript of the gene TMED8, whose product is annotated as transmembrane p24 trafficking protein family member 8. Lineage: Eukaryota; Metazoa; Chordata; Mammalia; Artiodactyla; Monodontidae. The record is from RefSeq and is a predicted model, not a curated record.
GAAUCUUCCCCAGGUUUCGUUUCUUCUUUCAAGCACUGACUUUAAAAACCUGCGAUCAUAAGCACGCAGUAACCCUCCCCGAGCCUGCGUCGCAGGCCUCCGCUAGCCAGAGCUCUCGCGACCGCUCGGGGGCCGACGCGCUGCCCCUUCCGGCCCGCGGGCUCCGCUCGGCUCUUCCCGGCGCGCUGGGCCUUCGGCUCUUUCCGGAGCCACUUGCGGCAGGCUGCGGAGGCGCUGCGGACGCGCGCUGCAGAUGUCGGACCGGCGGGCGGCUGAGGGGCCGGGCGUCUGGAGCCCCGCAGCCCGCCGAGGGCCGGCGCACGGCGUCGGGGACGGCCCGGGAGUGGAGGGGAGCCAGGCGGCCGCCUCAGAGAAUGAAGAUCUGGAAGUCACCAAGGUCACCUCUCUAGCAGCUUCUGCCUCUGAUCCGGAACCCCAUUCCUCACCCUACAGGCCACAGAUGGUAUCUCCGGUGAGGGAGGAUGCCACAGAAGAUCAGCAGAAGGCAGCCAGUGCCAUGGAGGCACAGGCCUCGGUGGAACAGGAAUUGCUGUCUGCAGACCAGGCCCAGGUCCUCAGCAAGAGCUCUCUUAUGCAGAUGGCUAAGUACCAUGGUCUGCCAAGGUCUGGGGACAUCGUUAUGAUCCAGUCUGAGCACACAGGAGCUGUAGAUAUUCUUUCAGCUGAUUUGGAAUCUGCAGACCUUCUGGGGGACCACAGGAGAGUCUCCCCGCCUCUGAUGGCACCUCCAUGCAUCUGGACCUUUGCCAAGAUGAAGGAAUUCAAAAGCAAGCUGGGCAAAGAGAAGAACAGCCGUCUGGUGGUAAAGCGGGGUGAGGUGGUGACCAUCCGGGUACCUACCCACCCAGAGGGGAAGCGUGUCUGCUGGGAGUUUGCGACCGAUGACUAUGACAUUGGCUUUGGAGUUUACUUUGACUGGACCCCUGUAACCAGCACUGACAUAACGGUGCAGGUCAGUGAUUCCAGUGAGGAUGAGGAUGAAGAUGAGGAGGAAGAGGAGGAGAUUGAAGACCCUGUCCCAGCUGGAGACGUGGAGCGAGGCUCCAGGAGCUCCCUGCGGGGCCGCUAUGGGGAGGUCAUGCCCGUGUACCGGCGGGACAGCCACCGAGACGUGCAGGCCGGCAGCCACGACUACCCUGGUGAGGGCAUCUACCUGCUCAAGUUCGACAACUCCUACUCCCUGCUGCGCAACAAGACUCUCUACUUCCACAUCUACUACACCAGCUGAAGGCCCGCUGGGACAGGGGGCAGGCGGUGUUUGCUGGCUGGAGCAGGCUGCCAGCUGGGGCCUCUUGUUUUGGAUAGGCAAGAGCUAAAAGUUGAGCGUGGGGCUCCCGACCCUCACGCCCUGGCUGGCGUGCCUGACUGUUGACCCCAUGUAGCUUUUCCCCCUCCCAGGCUUCUGCAGAUGGUGGUGUAGUGCCCCUGUUCCGUGGUCCCUGACUCACGCUCUUCUGGCUUUAGACUCCAGCAAAAUCUCUCUGUGGAGGAAACCAUCAGGCAAAAGCCUGAAAGGAAGUUGGGGGUUGCGUUUUAAAUAUAGUUUUGUUUUGGUACAAGGUG